ACAUUUUUUUUUUUUUGGCGUUUAAAUGAAAUAUAGACAGCAGUCACGCAAUGGCCUUUUGUCCCCUACACAGAGGCUUAGCCUAGAACAAAGCUUUGUUCUUUUGCAAUGAAUAUUGAUCAGACCAAGCGUUAUAUCACCAUCAUCAACAAUCCGAUGAAGAAGAGGCUGUUUGGCUGAUGGUGUCUACCAUAAACAAGAUUCAAUUGACAAAAGGCAGACCCACACGAAUUAUCUUGAAACAUGGUUGUCAAACACCAGGUGUUUAUCGCUGUCUAUUGACUAAAAAGAACCAACAACAACAUAAAGAUACAAUCCGAGAGAAAAAGAUCAAAGGUGUCCACAAAGUGAUCGAUCUAAAGCAUCUUAAAAAACAAUACAAUACCCCCGAAUCCAAGAGACAACUCAUGCAAGACUUUGGCAUGUUCAUGGCUGAAAAAUCGAUUGUGACAGAUCUAUACAACGUACUUGGUAAAGAAGUAUAUAAAAAGAGAAGAGAACCUAUUCCUAUUGAUCUGCACAAACCUGACUUACAAAAAGAAGUAUUACGUACAGCCAAAUCAACCUAUAUGAAUUUCCAUACAGGUUCAUGUUAUGCUGUCAAAAUAGCCACGACUGGACAAGACGAUAAAAUUGCUUUUGAGAAUUUCAUGUCUGCUUAUGACAAGAUUGUGGCUGCUACACCAGGAGGUUACGAUAACAUUCGAUCCUUUCAAAUUAAAACUGCUAAUUCUAUCAGUUUACCUAUUUAUGAUGUCAAGACAGACCAUGUAGAUCACUAUGAAGAAGAGGAUGAACAAGAGGAUGACCUUUUAAAAUAAAUUUUUUUUAUAUAAUUUUCUUUUUUAUUCUUUUUUUCUCUUUCUUUAUCCAUGUCCUUGUUGUCUAAAGUCUUUACUUUGCAACCCACUGUUCGAUUUCAUUCUACUACUGCUUUUUUAAAAGAUUUUAUGACCACUCAAGAAAAAGGCCCUAUUCAACUCUCGAUUGAAUCAAAGAUUACAGAUGCUUUGCAUCCUACCAUCUUGGAGACUGUGAAUGAAUCUCAUUUACACGCUCACCAUGCUGCCAUGAAAGGCAACACCAACAAAGAAACACACUUCAAGU
Messenger RNA from Gilbertella persicaria, 1107 nucleotides. Its product is annotated as ribosomal protein L1/ribosomal biogenesis protein. Bases 180 to 821 code for a protein of 213 amino acids. NCBI's taxonomy places the organism in Eukaryota, Fungi, Mucoromycota, Mucoromycetes, Mucorales, Choanephoraceae. The transcript has 5 exons. The record is from RefSeq and is a predicted model, not a curated record.